CUCAACCAACAACCACGGCUCAACCAACAACCACGGCUCAACCAACUACUACAAUUAAGGUACCUGGAAAUGUGUCGAAUCUCCAUGUGGAAAGUAUCACAACAUCCUCUGUGAAAGUGAUCUGGACCAAAACGGAUGAAUCAACCUACCGAGUAUACUGGACAAAUGGAAAAAAUACCAGCAGUGACACAGUAACACAAAAUUUCAAAAUCAUCACAGGACUAGAUCCUGGGGUUCAGUACAUUAUAAAUGUUACUGCUGUUGCAUAUAAUAAUAUCACUGAAGGACAUCCUGACAUGGUGACUGUCUACACAAAGCCUGAAGCAGUCAACAGUCUUACUGUCACUGAGGUAACAACAACCUCGUUGUCUCUGAAUUGGACUGAACCUGAUGGGGAAAGACAGUUUUAUACAGUAAAGUGGGAAAAUGAAAACAAACAUUUGAAUACAAGUGAGACUCAGGUGAAAGUGACUGAGCUGACUCCUGGAAAGAACUACUGUUUUAAUGUCACAGCUGUGGCUAGAGACAACAAAACAGAGAGUGAUGAGAGAAAAAUUUGUCAAUAUACAAAGCCUGAAGCAGUCAACAGUCUUACUGUCACUGAGGUAACAACGUCAUCUCUAUUUGUGAACUGGACAAAACCAAAGGGAAGCAGCUCUUUCUAUAGAGUUCAGUGGAAAGGUGGGGAAAUAAAUGACCAAAGAAAUGUAUCUGAGACAUCUCUGACCAUUUCUAAUCUGACUGCUGGUGAGCAGUAUACAAUAACUGUAACUGCUGUAGCUGCUGAUAAACUCACUGAAGGAAAGAGUGAGAUUGCUUUGAAAUACACAAGACCAAAUUCGGUGACGGGUCUGACAAAGACGGAAAUCACCACUAGUUCAGUAACCCUGAAGUGGAAUCAGACAAACAGCAAACCACCAUACCUUUAUGAAGUGCAGCUUGAAAGUGAAUCACAGCCAAAAGUGGUAAACACUACAACGUUUACAUUUGAUAGUCUUAAGUCUGGGAGCAAAUACACUUUUACCGUCACUACAAUGACAGAAGAUUACACUCGAGCAGAGUCUGUGACGGUUUUCUACUAUACAAGGCCUUAUAAUAUCACAGUUUUAAAUGCUUUUACCUUAAGCACAACUGCUAUUUACCUAAACUGGACAAGACCAUACGAGUACAAGGAUGACUUCAAAUAUUGGGUGGAGACAACGGGCUGUCACAACCAAAAUACCAGCUCAAAAGGAGAAAGUGUGACCUUCUCAGGUCUCACCUCUGGAACCAACUGCAGCUUCUGUGUUACUGUCAUGGCAGAGGAUGGCACUGAAGGGAAAGAGACCUGCACCACUCAGUACACACAACCCCAGGUGGCUUUGCUCAAUAUCGCCAAUGAGGGAUCCAAUAAUUCAGUCCUGGUAUCAUGGACCAACCUUCCUGGAAAUGUGGAGAAAUAUGACCUUCAUCUAAACUGCUCCUCCAGUCCAAAUCAAACAGCAACUCCAAUAGAAAAGCGCAGUUUUAACAACACUUACAGGUUUUAUAACCUGCAUGCUGCAGAGCUCUGCAGUGCUGUGAUGAUUUCUAACAGUGGAACAUUCAAAGUACCAUCUGAAAUUGUUACAACUGCAACUUACCCAAAUCCUCCUGGGAAUAUUGACAUCCAGAAGCAGACAACCAGUUCUAUUGAACUGCAAUGGGGAAAAGCACCUGAUAUGGAAUAUGCAUUCAACUACAGCUACAAGCUGACCUACAAUCGUUCUCUGAACGAUAUAAAAAUCCCUUCUAUCAAGACAAAUUACAAUUUUUCCCAACUUCUGUCUGGGACCUCCUACAACAUUUCUGUGACAACUGUGGGACCAAUGAAUUUUGAGAGUAAAUCUGUUUACAUAUACGUGACCACAAGACCUCACAAUGUGAAGUCUGUCACACUUGAUCCUGGCGAGGAACAUAUCAAUUUAAAUUGGAUCCUACCUGAUGAGUAUAAGGAAACCUAUCGUUUUUUUGUCGCCUGGCAAAGCCAUGAUGGGGCUUAUCCUACGAACACCACAAGUAAUAAAACUUCAUAUAACAUCACUGGACUGACGCCUGGUACUAACUACAACAUCUUCAUCAUCACCAAGACCUCUGAUGGAACAGAAUCUGCCACAGAGAAGAUGUCCGGCUGCACAAAACCCCAGGUGGCUUUGCUCAAUAUCUCCAAUGAGGGAUCCAAUAAUUCAGUCCUGGUAUCAUGGACCAACCCUCGUGGAAAUGUGGAGAAAUAUGACCUUCAUCUAAACUGCUCCUCCAGUCCAAAUCAAACAGCAACUCCAAUAGAAAAGCGCAGUUUUAACAACACUUACAGGUUUUAUAACCUGCAUGCUGCAGAGCUCUGCAGUGCUGUGAUGAUUUCUAACAGUGGAACAUUCAAAGUACCAUCUGAAAUUGUUACAACUGCAACUUACCCAAAUCCUCCUGGGAAUAUUGACAUCCAGAAGCAGACAACCAGUUCUAUUGAACUGCAAUGGGGAAAAGCACCUGAUAUGGAAUAUGCAUUCAACUACAGCUACAAGCUGACCUUCAAUCGUUCUCUGGACGAUAUAAAAAUCCCUUCUGACAAGACAAAUUACAGUUUGUCCCAACUUCCUUCUGGGACCUCCUACAACAUUUCUGUGACAACUGUGGGACCAAUGUAUUUUGAGAGUAAAUCUGUUUACAUAUACGUGACCACAAGACCUCACAAUGUGAAGUCUGUCACACUUGAUCCUGGCGAGGAACAUAUCAAUUUAAAUUGGACCCAACCUGAUGAGUAUAAGGAAACCUAUCGUUUUUUUGUCGCCUGGCAAAGCCGUGAUUGGGCUUAUCCUACGAACACCACAAGUAAUAAAACUUUAUAUAACAUCACUGGACUGACGCCUGGUACUAACUACAACAUCUUCAUCAUCACCAAGACCUCUGAUGGAACAGAAUCUGCCACAGAGAAGAUGUCCGGCUGCACAAAUGCAAGUCCUGUGAAUAACUUAAGAUGUGAUGGACCAAACUCUGGAGAUGCAAAACUUAUUCUGAAUUGGAACGAGCCCAAAGGAAAAUACUAUAAUUUCAAGUUUACUGUAACCAACACUUCCACCCUUUCUUAUACGAAUAGUUUUGAACACAUUAUUUCUAAUCUUACUUACCAUUCUACUUAUAGUAUUACAGUAGAGACUCAGAGUUGUGGAAAUUCUAGCCCUCCUCAGUGGAUAACAUGUCAGACAGGUGUCACAAAGCCCCCCAUUCCAUCAGACUUUGCGAAGCAGGUGUCUAAAACUCACACUACAUUCACCCUUCAAGUUAAAACUGACCUGAUAAGCAACUCUAAAGGACCAGUGACUCAUGUUGGGAUUCUGGUAACAAGCGAUGACAGUGCCAAAAUUCCUGAUAUUGAAAAUUUCCUGGCGAAAACAUACAGUGAAUGGAAAUCAAAGUCUGCAAUAGCAUAUCUUGCAACAGUAAUGAACUAUACCCAAACGUUCCUUAGAAGUUCUACUCCCUUAGACUUUGAGAUAGGAAAAGGAUCAACAUGGGAAGGCUAUGCUAAUGAUCCUCUGGAUCCAUCUGGAAGUUAUAGAUAUGCUGUUGUGGUUUGUACCUAUUUGGUUGUGGAUUCAAGAAGAAUUGACACCAGCAAAUCAGUUUGUUCUAUAUCAGAUUUGUCUACUGUGAUUAUUCUCGACAAAGAUCCAGCUAUCACCUAUAUUGCUGUUGGAGUAACGUUGGGAAUUUUUGGAUUUCUCUUUGUCAUCCUUAUUGGUUUCAUCAUCUAUUGGAGAAGGUUAUCCCGUAAGGAGUCUCCUGACAUCCAGAUUCAGUCGAUGGGGGGGAAAGUAAGUGUGGCUGUGAGAGUGGAGGACUUUGAAGCUUACUACAGGAAGCAGAAAGCUGACUCCAGCUGUGGCUUUGCUGAAGAAUUUGAGGACCUGAAGCCUGUUGGUACAGCUCAGGCAAAACUGCAUGCACUGGCUCUUGAAAACAAGCCUAAAAAUCGCUACAACAACGUGCUUCCUUAUGACUCCUCGAGAGUGAAACUCUCUGUUGUCCAUGGAAGUCCAAACGAAGAUUACAUCAAUGCUAACUACAUGCCGGGUUACCUUUCCAGGAAGGAGUACAUCGCAGCUCAGGGACCUUUGCCUGCAACAGUCAACGAGUUCUGGAGGAUGGUCUGGGAGAAGAACGUCCAAACUCUGGUCAUGCUAACACGCUGUAAUGAACAAGGAAGGGUUAAAUGUGAGCAGUACUGGAGUUCUGGCACCAAACACUGUGAAGACAUCAUUGUGACAACAACCUCUGAAAUCCAACUUGAAGACUGGACCAUCAGGGAUUUUGACAUAAAAAAUGUGAAAACAACAGAGGUCCGCUCAGUCCGCCACUUCCAUUUCACAGCCUGGCCUGAUCACGGCGUUCCAGAAACCACAGAGCUUCUGAUCAGUUUCAGACAUCUGGUCAGAGAGCACAUGAACCAGUAUUCCAGAAACUCCCCCACAGUGGUUCACUGCAGUGCUGGAGUCGGGCGCACAGGCACCUUCAUAGCCAUCGAUCGCUUGAUCUUCCAGAUCGAGAGGGAAAACACUGUAGAUGUGUACGGCAUUGUACAUGAUCUGCGAAUGCACCGGCCCCUUAUGGUGCAGACUGAAGACCAGUAUGUCUUCCUAAACCAGUGUGCCUUGGACAUCAUCCGGGCGAGAACUGGGAACAAUGUGGAUCUAAUCUACCAGAACACAGCUGCCAUCUCAAUUUAUGAAAACGUAGAACCCAAAAGGGGAUAUUAGUCUGCUUUUUCAUUUCUUUACAGCUCUCCCUCUCUUUUUGGGUGAGAAAUAACUGAGCAAACAAGUUUAAAGGGAAUACGUUUGUAAGAAACAUCAACCGUUAAGGGUUUAAUCCUCUUUUUUUAUUUUUAUUUGUUAAAAAAUAGAGGAAACAGCAGUUUUUUAUGCUCCUGCCUUCAAUUUUCAUACAUGCAUAUUCUUUGCACUGCACAAUUAUUAUAAAAUUGCUUUCAACUGUAAAUGACUCACAGAUUUUAUUUUGCUCAGGUAGUUUUAUUGUAUACUGUGUUGGUAUUUUUAAAUCAACUUUUAAAUUUUAACUGCACAAUACAAAGGCUGGUGGUAUGUGCCUUAAAAAGAGCAUUCAUGCGUUUGCACCAGUAGAGGGCACACUUGUCUUAUUUGUUCUAGUUAUUAAACAGGGAUAAUGUGAUAUUUUAAAGGAACUUUAAGUUAUUCUCUCCUUGCCUGACUAACUGAAAGCCAAUAUGAACUGUGCAAUGUAUUUUUAUGAAGGAGUUUAUUUGUUUUUGUCUCUUUUUGUAUUUAUAUGCGCUGCAAUGUGACGAAUGCACUCGAUGCUUUUAUUCAUUUGUCCCACCCUGUCCACUGUAAACAUUAAAGGUGUUUCUUUUCAAAUAGUUUAUAUUACAUUCUGGCCAGUGGUUCUUGAAAUGAAAUAUCUAUCUUAUUUCUCAUUUCAUCUCAGGAACUUCUUUUAUGAAGAGCAUGUUACUGGCUGUAUUUGUGUUAAAAUAUAUAUAAUGCACCAGUUUGUAUUAUUAAUUAAGACAUUAGUUCAAUUGUCUUUUUUUGCUCUUUCCUAUGCUGUACAUGCUUUAGAAAAACAUGUUAUUUCAUUUCCUGUGACAUCUCUUAUCCAGCUAUGGUCACUUCCUCUGUAUAAAAAGUCACUGGAGAAGCAUAUUUUUGUCAAUCUUCCAAACAGCAGGAUUUUCCAUUAGCUUGGUACGUUUCUUUUUUUAUAUAUAGUUUGAUUUAAAGCACUUAUGUUUUAAUGAGAAAUAGGAACAUGAAAUAGUAAAUUUUUUAGGAUGUUUUAAAAUGCUUUAUGAGAUGCUUGCUGGUUCAAUGCAACUAUGUAAAAUGAGCUGAAGAUGUGUACUUCUUAAAUAUGUCAAAUUAAAUGGGAUUAAAGAUGUUGCAACAUUGUGGCAACAAUCUAAUCUUUAUUAAAAGCUAUUUGCUUCAAUGCCAAUAAAGCUAAACUGUCUUGCUAAAA
Molecule: messenger RNA, 6015 nt
Organism: Gambusia affinis (western mosquitofish)
Lineage: Eukaryota; Metazoa; Chordata; Actinopteri; Cyprinodontiformes; Poeciliidae
Product: receptor-type tyrosine-protein phosphatase eta
Exons: 27
Coding region: 297-4772 (1491 amino acids)
Biological process (GO): protein dephosphorylation
Molecular function (GO): protein binding; protein tyrosine phosphatase activity
Source: RefSeq, a predicted model, not a curated record